CCUCCGCCAUCCUCGUCAUCUUACACUUUGAUUGCGUUCUUCUUAUAGAAAGUGACAGUGUGGUGGGAAACUAUAAAACAGUUUGGCAGUGAAAAACAUUUCUUCAGACUAGUGUGGUUUGUGCAGUUUGAAAAGUGACAUUUUUAGAAAAAAGAAUGAGACUACUUCUAGCCAUACUGGCACUUUCUGUGUUACAUCAUACAACAGCAGAAGAAGCCUCAUGGUCUUGGGGCUCAAACGACAAAGAUGAAACCCCACAGAAAUCGUCCAAUGAGCCACUUCAAGAAACUGUGCCCAGAUCUUUAAAACCUUCGUUUUUACAAGAUGAGGAAAUUCUAAUUGCUGAACCUUCCGAAUAUUCAGAAGACAUCAGAGCAAACAGCACUGAAGCAGAACUUGUAAUAGACGAAAUCCUUAGCUCUACGAAGAAAGGUAGAGCCAUAGAUGGUUUCCAUGAAGUCUACAGCGACCCUAACGUACAAGAAGCUUUGCAAAAGGGGGAUGAUUCCGAAGCGAGAAAUGUUAUCAAGGAUAGGUUAUGUGCUUUAGGACUUAUGCAGUGUGACGGUGUGGAGGAAAAGAGACCAUUCUACGCUCCUGAAGAACUUAUAUACGCCCAACCAGUCUCCAUAAACCCUGUAGGUAAACCCAUUCCAACCAUUCCUAUCAAAGGACACCGUGGUGUAGGAUAUGGUCCUCCAAAACCUCUUCACUAUCCAAGUCGUCCCUUACCUCCUCCCGGAAAAUUCCCUCCUUUAAGCAUACCACCAAAUAAAUUCGGUCCACCAUCUACCUAUAUCCAACCAGGAAAACCACCUCGUCGUCAAUUCGCAGGUCCACCAACAAAACCCUUCUAUGGUAAGCCAGGACUUAAUGGUGAAGUAUAUGAAGGAGGAGAAUAUAUAUUCAGCAAACCACCUCCAAACUUUGCUGGUGGCCUUGAUUUUGUGCAGCCUAUAGAACCUGAGAUUCCUCCUUACAAGUUUGAACAGGGAGCCAGUCAGUUUGGUACACAUAAAGAUAAGAGAGUUGAAAUAACUGUUAAUGCUCAAGGUGGUCAUGCUGCUGCUUUAGGAUCUUCAUCAGCUGCUAAAGGUACCGUAGAACACGUCCAUCAUCAUUACCACCAUAACCUUGACAACAACAACAAGCCAGUAAUAGUCAACCCAGCUCCACUUGCUGCGGCAGCUGUAACUACCUCAGAUUUAUCUUCUGGAACUUAUGGUACUCACUCCUUUGGUUCCAGUGGAACGUACAAUUCCUUUAAACCUUCUCUACCUAUCAGUCCCUCAACCACAGCAGGCCUAGGUAAUUUUGGAUCUAGCAAUGGUUUCCUAGCAUCUAAUACUUUUGGCUCUACAAAUGGAUUCAGUCAAGCUUCCUAUGGAGGUCAGCCUAUUGCAAAUUAUGGAGUUAAACCUAUAACCGAAAAUUAUCAAGAUCAAGGAUAUGAAAGUUUCGGGGCCUCUGUAGGUUCAUAUGGUUCAACAGGAUUAUACAAAAAAGAGUUAAACCUCAAUUCAGUUAACAACAACUAUCUUCAAGCCAAUUACGCUGAUAAGUACCAAGGAGUUGAAUCAGCAAGAGCUGAGAAUUAUGAUUGUAUCUGCGUACCUUACGACCAAUGUCCUUCACAUGACGUUAUUGGAAGGAAAGAUGACUUAUAUUUACCUCUUGACCCCAGAAAUCUGAAAUCCGACAUCGAGGCACUUAGCGAUGAAGAAAGAGUUAUCACAGAUGGAAAUGGUACGAUGACCGUAGUAACAGUUAACAAGGAUACAGGAUUAACUGGAACAAAUGUAACUGAAGUUAUGAAGGAGGGUAAGAGGAUCAGCAAACGAGAUACCUCUGAAGUAGAUGCCAAAGUAAACCAGAAUGGAGGAGACGGUAAACCAGAAGCGCGCCAGGGCAAUUAUGGUUCUCUUGGAAACUUGGACAUGAAGAAGAUAAAACCAACAUUUGGAGUGUCGUUCGGUUUGCCACAACAGGGAGGCGGUGGAUAUCCUGUGAAUCCCUAUGGUCCCACGCCUUUCUCUAAUCCUUAUCCGAUUGGACAACCCGGGAUAAAUCUUGGCUUAGUCUCAGUGAACCCUUUAGUGUCGAUUCAAGUAACUAAGGAUGAUUAUGGCAAUAAAGAAAUUAAGCCUUUCGUUAACUUACAUGUAACACCCAACGAUUAUCUCAUUCACAAGUUUUCUGAUAUUUUUAAUUACAAAAAAGCUGUUAUCUUUAACAAACACAAGCACUAUCAUGUUCACAAAGGUAACCAUUACCCUCAUCAUAAUCAUUAUCCUCAAUAUCAUCAAAGUCCUCAUGAUAUAUAUCGUGAGCACCCUCAUGAGUUCGAAUCUCACUACCCUGCAGUGCAUGGUCCUCCAGUUUUCGAAGGACUUCACUAUGGGGGUCCUCAUUAUGGAGAUCCUCACUAUGGGGGUUCUCACUAUGAACCAAACGACCUUCACAAUUCGUAUCCAGAACAAUACCCCAAUACACAUGAAGGAGCCGUACCAGGUUCGUAUUUUGACAAUCCUCUAAAUUACGGCGGAGGGGAAUAUUACCCAGGACCAAUUUAUGGAAAAAAUAUUGGGAGUGGCAAUGAAUUUGUUGAAGGAAAUAGUGUAAUACAACAAUACCAAAAUCAGGCCAGUCGUGGUACUGAAACGUAUGGAGAGGAAAAUAAUGUCGAAUUUAAAAAUUCUCGAGGAUUUCGCAUAGGAAAAAAUUUAAAUAUUGAUAGCUCUUCUUCUAAUCCUAUCCGAUUUCCUACAAGUCGGAGAAGAAGAGACGUUAGGGAAUCUGAAAAUGAUAAAAAGCUUACUAAGAGGCAGUUCUACGGAGGCAAUAACUUAAUAGGUCGUCCACAAACCUGCGGUCCAAGACACGUCUGCUGCAAACGUCCAUUACGUCCACAAGUACCUCAUCCAAACAGGCAGUGUGGUACCAGGCAUUCUCAAGGUAUUAACGGCCGUAUCAAGAACCCCGUCUAUGUAGAUGGCGACAGCGAAUUUGGAGAAUAUCCCUGGCAAGUUGCUAUUCUGAAGAAAGAUUCAAAAGAAAGCGUAUACGUAUGUGGAGGAACAUUGAUAGAUCCUUUGCAUAUUCUUACUGCUGCCCAUUGUGUUAAAACAUACACUGGAUUUGAUUUACGUGCACGUCUUGGAGAAUGGGAUGUCAACCACGACGUAGAAUUCUACCCCUACAUAGAACGAGACGUAGUAUCUGUCCAUGUUCAUCCUGAAUUCUACGCUGGUACUCUCUACAACGAUAUCGCUAUUUUGAGGAUGGACAAACCCGUAGAUUGGUCCAAGAGCCCACACAUUAGUCCUGCCUGUUUGCCUCAUCCCCAAGACGAUUACACGGGCGCCAGAUGUUGGACAACAGGAUGGGGAAAAGAUGCUUUUGGAGAUUUCGGAAAAUAUCAGAACAUACUUAAAGAAGUGGAUGUACCGAUAGUUGAUAGCGGCAUUUGUCAGAGACAGUUGCAGCAAACUAGAUUAGGGUACGACUUCAAGCUCCAUCCUGGAUUCAUAUGCGCUGGUGGAGAAGAAGGAAAAGACGCUUGCAAAGGUGACGGAGGUGGUCCAAUGGUAUGCGAAAGGGGUGGCACUUGGCAAGUAGUUGGUCUAGUAAGUUGGGGUAUCGGAUGUGGUCAGACCGGAGUUCCUGGAGUUUAUGUUAAAGUUGGCUACUAUCUGGACUGGAUCAGGCAAAUAACGCAAAGAUAUUAGGUCGACUUUAAAGAAGUCAAUGUUUUACAGUUAGAUUUAAAUUAAUUCCAAUACUUUAAGAUUAUUUAUUAUAAGUUAUUUAUGGAAUACCUAGUAUAAUAUAACUUAUUACUUGUAUAUAGUUAACUUUAUAUUCGUUUAUGUUCGUUUGUUGUGAUAUAUUGAUUUUGUACUGCUACUGAUCCUCUUUUUUUUUAAAUAAAAUCAUCUAAAUAAA
This is a messenger RNA of Diabrotica virgifera virgifera (western corn rootworm), 3945 nucleotides long. RefSeq lists its product as uncharacterized. NCBI's taxonomy places the organism in Eukaryota, Metazoa, Arthropoda, Insecta, Coleoptera, Chrysomelidae. Gene Ontology annotation, molecular function: serine-type endopeptidase activity. The transcript is spliced from 8 exons. Gene Ontology annotation, biological process: proteolysis. The record is from RefSeq and is a predicted model, not a curated record. Bases 156 to 3728 code for a protein of 1190 amino acids.